This is a messenger RNA of Episyrphus balteatus (marmalade hoverfly), 1875 nucleotides long. RefSeq lists its product as uncharacterized. The record is from RefSeq and is a predicted model, not a curated record. The coding region runs from base 110 to 1759 and encodes 549 amino acids. Lineage: Eukaryota; Metazoa; Arthropoda; Insecta; Diptera; Syrphidae. The transcript has 10 exons.
ACUCUUAAUUUUAUUUUAUAAAAAAAACAUUUAAAAGCAACAAAACUAAUUUAAAUAAUAUUGACUUUUCUCUAAAAUAUUUCAACUUUAAUAGAAUUGAACCAACAAAAUGAAUAAAAGAGCCAAAGAUGCAGAAUUAUUAAAAAGACGCAAGCAAGUUCGAAUGCGCUUUCGAGCUCUCAUUCGUAUGGUUAUCUUCAAUAAAUCAUGGCUGCAGGACAUAGAGGAACAAAAAAUCUCAACGAAUAUCAAGAAAAAUAUUGCCAUGUUGGUGCGACAGGAGAGAAAAAUUGGAAUUCUAACUAUGGCUGAGAAAGCACUUAUUCGAACGCCUGUUUGGAUGAGAACAGUUGAAGAUAGAAAGAAAUUGGUUAACUUAAUGCUCAAUUUAACAUGCUUUGCAAAAUUUCCUCCGAAAAUAAGAGCCCGCCUUUCAACGGUUGUAAAAUUUAUUUACCUUAAUCCUGGACGUACAAUCAUUAAAGAAGGCUGUGAACCUGUUGCUGUGUAUUUUAUUUUGACUGGAGAGGUUGAAGUCACCCGUACCAUUUAUGAUCCGGACAAAAAGAAGUACGAAGAAAAACUCGAUUACAUUAGUGGUCCUGGAGAUUGUAUUGGAGAAAUUGAAUUAAUUGAACGUUGCCUCAGAGAACAAACAUGUAAAGCUACAAACGAUGUGGAACUCUUGAUUGUUUACGAGGAGGAUUUUGAUCAAAUUCUUCGUCCUUUUAUGGAAAAACAAUGGCAAGAGAAGAAAAUCGCUCUGGCAGCGUUUGAUUAUUUCAAAGAUUGGAAUUUACAUCAGAUAGUUUAUGCUUGUAAAGUUGGAUUAUUGAAGCAAUAUGAACCAUUGGAGACGAUUUAUUAUGAAGAUAAAGGACCUUUGAGCUAUGUCCAUUUUGUGAUUAGUGGUCAGUGUAUGAUUUUGCAGUGUUUGAAGAUGAAGGUUAGUGAGAAAGGAAAAAAGAAAUCAUACAGCCUUUUGGAUAUUCAAGACGGAGAGUCUUCAUUGAUGUUUAGUGUUCUGACUAAUGAAGAGAUUUUGAAGAAACUCAAUAAAUCUAAGACAGAAGGCAGAAUAGAUGGAGCUGGUGGCGAUGAUGAGUCGGUUCGUUCUUCAUUGGAUUCAGAAGAAGAUCAAAAUGUGGAUGAGGAAGUGGCUGGAGUUUAUAGAAAGGCCCGCAAAUCCGACUACAAAAAAUACGCCCUAAUGUGCGGUGUAGACCUUAGUACAAAUGUCAACGAGAGAAAAGACUCAAUUCCCAUUUACGAAGAAGCAAUAAAUCGUUUAUCAAUAAAAUCUCUAAAUUCCCAACAACAAAGAAGGUCGACAACCUUGAGCACAUCAAAACAAGAACCCUCUUCUUUGACUACAAAACUUGAAAGUCACUUCAUAGACGUUGGAUCCCUCACCUAUGGCGGAAUCUUUGGCUUAGGCGAACAACUUGAACAUCGUGUUAUUAUGGCACGAACAACAGUUCAAUGUCUACUCAUACCACGUUUUUGGCUCCUUGAAAAGGAUCAAAACCCCGGAAAUAUCUGGCAACGUAUGCGAUUCUAUUUAGACUCAACAAUUCCGUCACGUGAAUUACUGUUUCAAGAUUUUCUUGCAACACGCAAGUGGCAACAAUUCAAAAAGAAACUUAUAGCCCAAACACUUGACACUACUACAAAAGUUGGUAAUCCAACUAAAGUGCAAGACAUUCCCAUCAUAUGUCGCAUUGUUGAAGCUAACGAUGAUGAUGAUAACUUCAAAUAAUGGCGGUGGUGAUGGGGAAUAUAUAAAAAAUAAAGAAAAAUAAAAUAAAAAAAACUUUUCUGCGUGCCAUGGAAAUGCAACAAAUUGCCAUUAAAAUGGGAAUACAAAUAAAAUUC